This is a messenger RNA of Oldenlandia corymbosa var. corymbosa, 3434 nucleotides long. NCBI's taxonomy places the organism in Eukaryota, Viridiplantae, Streptophyta, Magnoliopsida, Gentianales, Rubiaceae. The record is from the annotation of a GenBank genome assembly.
GAUGAAAAUGCGAAGAAAAUCUAGAGCGAGAAAAUAUACUACUAAAAAUAGAGGAGAAACGUCGUCGUCCAGUUCCAUUCUAUCCUCAAGUUACAAACACUCGUCUCUGGCUAGAGCAAAACCAUGGCAGCUUCGUUUCCUCAUCUCUCCCCGUUGGGACUCUCAGCUUCCAAACCUCAACCACUUAAACCACCGUCAACGGCCAGCAUAUUCAGCGUCCCAUCCACCGCCGGUCACUCUUCCAUUCAUACAGAGAAAGCCCAUAUCAAAUGCUCGGCUGGACAGACCGGGUUCUUCACUAAACUUGGGCGUUUAAUCAAAGAAAAAGCCAAAAGCGAUGUGGAGAAGAUCUUCUCCGGAUUCUCUAAGACCAGGAGCAAUUUGGCCGUUGUUGAUGAACUCUUGCUUUACUGGAAUCUCUCUGAUACUGACCGUGUUCUUGAUGAGCUUGAAGAGGCACUAUUGGUGGCAGAUUUUGGCCCCAGAAUUACAAUAAAGAUUGUUGAGAGUCUGCGUGAGGAUAUCUAUGGAGGGAAGCUCAAAUCAGGCAGCGAAAUAAAAGCUGCUUUAAAGAGGAGUAUCUUGGAGUUGUUAACCAGUAAAGGACUGAAAACAGAGUUGCAACUUGGAUUUAGGAAACCGGCUGUGAUAAUGAUAGUUGGUGUCAAUGGGGGUGGGAAGACGACAUCCCUUGGGAAGCUGGCCAAUAGACUGAAGAAAGAAGGUGCAAAGAUAUUACUGGGGGCUGGUGAUACCUUUAGAGCAGCUGCUAGCGAUCAAUUGGAGGUCUGGGCUGAAAGGACAGGCUGUGAGAUUGUAAUGGCUGAAAAAGAGCAUGCCAAGGCAUCUACAGUUCUUUCACAGGCCGUGAAGAAAGGGAAGGAAGAAGGUUAUGAUGUUGUUCUGUGUGACACAUCUGGACGGCUGCACACUAAUUACAGUUUAAUGGAAGAAUUGGUGGCUUGCAAAAAAGCUUUAAGUAAAAUUAUUCCAGGGGCACCAAAUGAAAUACUUCAAGUAUUGGAUGGAACUACUGGUUUGAACAUGCUUCCUCAAGCAAGAGAGUUUAACGAGGUGAUGUUUUUCUCUUUUUAUAUUACGUGAAGAAAUGUUACAUUUAGUUCUCAGUUAACUGAAGCUAACAUUGGAGAGAAUUUGAGAAUGUUGAAUGGGAAGCUCUUCUAAGGAAUGCUCUACAAUAAUCACAGACAUACUCUGUUUAACUUUAAAAUCCAACCUUAGUCGUACUUUAGUUUCUGAUACCUGUAUGAUGUUGUGCUGCAAGUAGUCCUCUGCACCAACAAAUGAAUUUCGCUUCGCUAGAUGAUUUGGUUAAGAUACUAGAAUACUCUAUUUUUUUAUUAGCUGAUCCUAUGUCUUUUCAUUGCCUUAUUAAACAUUACAUCGCCACCUUUUUAUGUUCUGAGGCAUGCUUGUAAUACUGUUAGCGAAUCAUCUUUUAGCUUGUGGGUGGUAGGCACUGUAAGAUUGCUUAUCCUAGUAUGUUUUGUGACUGAAUGAACUUUGCUGGCAGGUGGUUGGAGUUACUGGUUUAAUAUUGACAAAACUUGAUGGAUCAGCAAGAGGUGGCUGUGUGGUAUGCUUGUAUCCCUCAGUUGAAAUUUCUUCAACUUGUUCAUUGGCAUAUUGCUCUCUUUUCUUAUUGAUAAACAUAACCUACAGUAAUCUAACUUGCUAAUGUACGCCUUGAAGGUUAGUGUGGUCGAUGAACUUGGAAUUCCUGUAAAGUUUGUAGGAGUUGGUGAGGGGGUUGAGGAUCUCCAACCUUUUGAUGCAGAGGCAUUUGUGGAUGCAAUAUUUCCUUGAUGCAUGAGGUGCGUGACAUUAACACAACUUAACCUAGUCUGUUUAAGAUACCAGUAAUAUGAAAGAUUUGAAAUUGACAAUCUUAAUUUCAAUUUUUUUAAUUUUUUAAUUUUUUAUUUUUGGUUAAGUCUAAUUUCAGUUUUUUAACAAAAUGGCAACUUUCCCAACUGUGCUUCUGAGUUCUGACAUUACAUUUUCAUGAAUACUUUGAAAGCAAGUCAUACUGCCUGCCAUGUUUCUAUCGGGACAGCUCUCUGAAAUUUUGCCAUGCACUGCUAAAUGUGAUGCAAAUGGAAACAAGCAAUGAUGUAGCAGUUAUAUAAUUUGUUGCUAAGUUUGAAUGUUGUGGUUAGAGUUAUAAAUGAUAUUCUUUUUGUUUACUUUCCUUCUCCGAAUGCAGGAUUCUUUUACAUGCUGAAUUUUGUGGAAGUUAAAACAGCAAUCAGCUUUCGUAUGAUACAAAUGCAAUUUUUAUCCAGUCAAAAGCCCAAACAAGUACCAGGAUCAACAAGAUGGAGACAAAUCCCAUAAUGUGAAAGUCCUUAUUGCCAGUAAUUCCUUCUUUUGUAAAAUGACAGAGCCAAGUCAAAAAAGUAAUAAUCUUUGUACUGGUAUCUGAUUCACAGAGAUAUCAUUCUUUUCCCUUGUCUUGGGGUCAAAAUAGGCGCAUUUGUAUUGCUGAUCUUGAUCAUUUGGCUAUGUAGAACUGUAAAUAGCAGCAGGUAGUGCUUUGAUAUGUAUAAACUUGUUAAACCCCUCCAUUGGAUGAGUUUCUGCCUAAAGCAUAAGCAUGAGGAUUAUGAGUAUUUCCCUGGUUAAGGUUUGCAGCCCUUUGUUAUUCUGGGGAUUGUUAGUUUCCCAGUCCAACUGCUUGAUUUGAUAGAUGAUGACCAGUCAACUACCAUCACAGAUGCUUCAGGCAGCGGUUCGCAGAAAAGAUCAUUACUUUAUUCUCAGUCAUAUACAACUAAACCAGCCACCACAGACCCAAACGGUUCUUCUAAAUUCUUUAUAGAAAUUCUUGCCAGGCCUCUGACACAUUUUUAACACAAAACAGAAUGGUGCUCAUGAAUAGAUCAAAAGAAAACUUUUGCUUGCAUAGUUGUAGGGAAGAGAGUUAACAUAUAUGCAGGUCAAGACCUAUAUGUAAAGGGUACAAAUAUACAAUCGAAGAGAGCUUUCUUUGCUCACAUUAAGCAUAUCACGUCAUUAAAAAGGCCUUAAUAUCUUGUAUCACUUCCAAAAACAACAUGAUUUGCCACGCCAAUUUACUCAUAUCCUCCAUGAUGCGAAAGAAAGCUAUAAUACACAAGCUACUUUUAAAUCUAAAUGGACAUGGUAAAAUGGCAAUGUCAAACAAAAGCUUGCUACUUCUUUGAAUUAAUAUCUCGAGUGCAAUUUUGCAACAUCAAUAUAGCAAGUGGAACCUGCAUGUCUGUACAUCUUGACCUCAAAAUGUAAUCAUAGACUUGCAGGUGGUAGGUGAUAUAAGGUAGCACGAGAAGUGUAAACCAAUUUGCCCGAUUCCUCUAACUUGAACUCAAUAGCAACCACAGUAAGGCUUCUCCCACUUCUUACCACAGAUCCAUCAACAAUCACUUUUGACU